Molecule: messenger RNA, 676 nt
Organism: Macrobrachium nipponense
Lineage: Eukaryota; Metazoa; Arthropoda; Malacostraca; Decapoda; Palaemonidae
Product: pro-resilin-like
Exons: 3
Coding region: 82-519 (145 amino acids)
Cellular component (GO): extracellular matrix
Source: RefSeq, a predicted model, not a curated record
AAGUGAGCUCCCAAGACGUAUAAAUAAGGCAGAUUUCUUUCGUCUGCAUCACUUGCUGUUAUCUCUUUUGUUUGUACAGACAUGGCUCUGAAGGCAAUCCUCGUGGCUGCUUUAGCAGUCACUUCUGUCCUUGCUGAUGCUCCACCUUCUUAUCGAGCUCCUGCUCCUGCAUACGGAGCACCCUCUCCUUCUUAUAAUGCUCCAGCUCCUGCCUACAGACCACCUUCACCAUCCUAUAAUGCUCCAGCUCCAGCGGGUCCAGCUCGGUACGACUUCAACUACGCCGUGAAGGACGACUACUCAGGAAACGACUUCGGACACCAGGAGGCUCGAGAUGGCUACGACACCAAGGGAACCUAUUACGUGCAGCUACCCGACGGACGUCUGCAGAAGGUCAUUUACUACGUCAACGGCGACUCUGGGUAUGUGGCCGAAGUCUCCUACCAAGGAGAGGCUCAGUACCCUCAGUACCAGUCCUCCGGAGGGUACAAUCCCGCACCUAAGCCUGGGUACGCCUAAGGGAAAUGAUCAAUCUGAUUCGAUUUAUCCCUUUUUUUAUGUUAAAGAAUAUUGAUAUAUAUUAAGGGCUCGUUGAUAAUUCUGUAAAUAGGUAUGCUGGCUUUUUAUGCAUGGGCUAUUUUUAUUUAUAUCCACAUGCAUAGCAACAAAUAAAAAA